Oikopleura dioica is the source of this 273-nucleotide messenger RNA. NCBI's taxonomy places the organism in Eukaryota, Metazoa, Chordata, Appendicularia, Copelata, Oikopleuridae. The record is from the annotation of a GenBank genome assembly.
AUGGAGUCAGCUUUUCGAGACCUGAUUGAGACUGCAAACUACUACAACGAUCGAGAUGACGAAAUCGCUGAUAAGGACAAACGAAUAAGAAUCAAAACCCUGAUCGACUUGGUUAUCCACGAAGAAGACGCCUUCAAGUUAUCGGAGAUGAUGGAAGCUGAACCAAAAACCAAUCCUGCCAUUGAAGAAAUCUUACAAGUCAUCGGAAGCUGCCUUGAGAACAAGUUUAACCUAGAUGAAUACGAAAUCAUAGAUGAGAUCUACGAAAAUUGA